Messenger RNA from Funneliformis geosporum, 420 nucleotides. The record is from the annotation of a GenBank genome assembly. Lineage: Eukaryota; Fungi; Glomeromycota; Glomeromycetes; Glomerales; Glomeraceae.
AUGAAAGAAAACUUAAAAGAUUUUACCGUUUUUACCAAAGCUACUCCCUUUACAGUCGCUAGUAUCAAGUUUAUCCUUAAAGAAAAGAACAAUAGCAAAAUUAUCCUUGCUAUUAACAAUAUUUUCACUCAAAAUGAUGACUUUAAAAAAGUAUCUGUCCAUCACGUUAAUUUGACAUAUUCUAUAAUUGUCUAUUUUGUGACGUUAGAUGCAGUUAUCACAGCUCUUCACAUAACUAUCCCUGAUCUGAAGAUUGAUUCUUUCUGUGAUUUCACCCAAUACAAAGCUAAUAUGCAAUUUAAUGAAAGAACUAUUCAUGUUACUAACAUUCUAUUGCAAUUGAAACCUGCCAACAUCAAACAAGUUUUCACUAAAUAUAGGACAGUUACUGAUUUUAGAAUAACAGUAAGAGGCAUAUGA